Molecule: messenger RNA, 1731 nt
Organism: Folsomia candida
Lineage: Eukaryota; Metazoa; Arthropoda; Collembola; Entomobryomorpha; Isotomidae
Gene: HtrA2
Product: serine protease HTRA2, mitochondrial
Exons: 10
Coding region: 241-1641 (466 amino acids)
Biological process (GO): proteolysis; positive regulation of apoptotic process; programmed cell death
Molecular function (GO): protein binding; serine-type endopeptidase activity
Source: RefSeq, a predicted model, not a curated record
ACGACUUGUUUGUAAAUAAACAAGACAGAACGAAGAAUAUAAAAGUUUGAAGUUUUGUUAGUUGAUUUGGUUAAUUUUUUCAAUAAUCUUUCUUGGGGGAGGAUUUAGUAAUUUAGUUUGUAAAAGCUUACACAGUUGAUUUAGUUUGUAGUAAAGAUUGAGAUUUUAAUAUGAUUGAUAAGUAAUCAAUAUAUGGGGCGUUUUUAAGCUACUAGUUGUGUUUGUUGCAGAACUUUUAAAAUGGGAGAAUUGUCCAGAAUAGUGAAUUUAAUGAGAUUAAAGUCUCUGACACCAUAUCUGGAACGUGUCCCAGGAUGGAAUUUCAAAUUGGCUGAAUUAGUUCGGCCCCCGUUGGCCUGCAAUUAUUUGUAUAAACAUUUAAGUACUUAUGUUGACGAUACCGUCAAUCUCAACAACAAUAGGAGAUCAAAUUGGGCACGAUAUGCAGCGGCUGGUAAGCACAAAACAGAACGACGGGAGGAUUGUGACCGUGAAAAGAAUAGGACCAGCAGCACCGCAGUAGUUGCGACAGGAGCAGGACUUUUGCUGAUGUUAUGGUCAAAUUCUCAGUGGGACACGGUAGAAGCAGCAAAACCAAUUUAUAACGAUGAAAAUCAACAGGAUCGUAGGGAUACAGAUGAUCAUUACAGGGCUGGAGGAAAAUCAAAAGGAUUUCAAAAAAGCAAUCGAGAACGAUUCAAUUUCAUUGCAGAUGUUGUUGAUAAGGUCAAGGAUACAGUGGUUUCGAUUGAAGUAAAGGAUCAUGCCCACGUAGAUUUCUUCACUGGAGUCCCCCAUACCGCGUCCAAUGGAUCGGGUUUUAUUAUUAGUGACGAUGGUUUGAUUUUGACCAAUGCUCACGUUGUUGCCAGUCGUCCAAGAUCUUCGUUUUCUGUUCGUCUGGCUGAUGGCAGAACUUUUUCAGCAGUUAUAGAAGACAUUGACUAUGAAUCUGAUCUAGCUACUAUUCGGGUUCACGCUAAGGACUUGCGCACACUCUCGCUUGGUAAUUCAGCAGAUACAAAAAUUGGUGAAUGGGUCAUAGCGCUUGGAGCUCCAUUGACGCUAACAAAUACGGUCACAGCCGGUGUUGUUAGUAGUACAAGUCGAGGCGCUAGCGAAUUGGGUAUCCAAACCAAUGAUAUAAACUAUAUACAAACGGAUGCUAGCAUUACGUUUGGAAAUUCUGGUGGGCCGCUUAUCAACUUGGACGGAGAGGCGAUAGGAAUUAAUUCGAUGAAAGUCACUGCUGGGAUUUCAUUCGCUAUUCCGAUUGACCACGCCAAGAAGUUUCUAGCGAGAUCCGAAGCGCGAAGAUCAAGCGGAUUGAUGAAACCAACUCGGAAAUAUAUGGGGCUUACGAUUUUAACAGUAACUGACCAAAUUAAACGAGAAUUGGAAUCUCGCGGGUAUAAAAAAGUCUCCAAAGGAGUUUUAGUAUGGCAGGUCGUGGUCGGCUCUCCAGCAUACCUUGCUGGUGUCAAGCCUGGUGAUAUUAUUGUGAGAAUUAAUGGUACCGAAAUCGCAUCAUCAGCUGACCUGUACGAACUGACCAAGGUGUCUGACAAACUGAAUAUUCAUAUUCAGCGAGGUGAUAAAUUAUACGCUUGUACCGUAACCCCGGAACUUGUUGAAGACUGAGUGAAAUUACUAUUGUAUUCAUUCAUAAAAAAUUGUACCAGAAAACCGAACCAGAAAAAUAAAUACUUGUAAUAAAAAUAUAUAGUUCAA